UUUUUACUGUCUCGACACUUCCGGAUUGGGGUUUGGACCGCGGUGGGCGCAGUUUUCCAGAGUUGUCAGUUUGCUGGUAAACUGUUGAAGUUGUUGUGACAAAAUACUGAGUUUUUAUACUAUUUUGUGCACUGUCAAUACCACCUCUUCAGUAAAAUAAGAUGGAAGGAGAUGAGUGUGGGAAGUUUCCUCCAGAACCAUCGGAGGGUAAAUCACAGAGGGGAAGUGUGGCCUCCUCUGUCACCCGCGCUCAAGAUGUGCUUGUGUACCUGGUGGGUGACAGUGCUGUACACCUGUGUGUGGAGGGGGUUGGCUGUGUGAGUGUCCAGGAGCUAGGCCACAGUGUCCGAGAGGCUCUCCACAUUCCUGAUUCGUCAAUGGAUGCCUUUGCCUUCUGGCUCUGCUCUCCUCUGCUCGAACUGCAGUUAAAGCCGAAGCAUCAGCCUUACAAACUGUGCCGCCAGUGGCAGGACCUGCUGUAUCGCUUCACUGAGGCCUCGGAGGAGGACAUAUCUCAAGAUGAGCCAAGCCUGCAGUACAGAAGGAAUGUGUUUUAUCCCAAGUCUAAAGAGCUGCAGAUUGAAGACGAGGGGGUGUUGAGACUCCUUUACGAUGAGGCACGGGUUAACAUCCUCGCGGGCCGCUUCCCCUGUGACCCUGAGACCUGGACAGGUUUGGGAGCACUGUCUUUUGCUCUGGAGCUGGGGGUCGGUCUGGACGACCAGAAAGCCACUGCUGCUUUAAGGGAGAAGAAGCUGAUAUCCUUCCUGCCUGCACAUGUUUCAGGGGGAGGUGGGGGGCUGUUCUCUACGCUGAGGGGGAAAGGGGGCCGUCAGGCAGGGCUGGAGCACAACCUUUUGGAGGAAUAUCGCAAGCUCAGCACCUCGGGCAGCACCCCCCUGGAGCCCACUCAGCGUCUACGCCAGUACCUCAGCACAUGCCACUCUCUGCCUUACUACGGGUGUGCUUUCUUCUCGGGGGAGAUCGAAAAGCCAGCCCAGGGGAUUCUUCAUAGAGCAGGACGGAAAGCUGUCAAUGUGGGGAUCAGUCUGGAGGGGGUGUAUGUAAUGGACAUCAAAGAGAAGCACGUGCUCCUGGGCCUGCGCUUCAGUGAGCUGUCUUGGGACCACAGCUACCCUGAAGGGGAGGGUGACUCACACAUCCUGUGGCUCGAAUUCGAUGGAGAGGAGGCCGGCACCCCUGUCAACAAGUUACUGAAGAUCUACUCAAAACAAGCAGAGCUUAUGAGCGGCCUUAUCGAGUUCUGUGUGGAGCUACAUUCUGCAGCCGACGGAGGGGCGGCCACGGAAACAGACGGUGAUGUCACUGCUGGACAGGCGGGGGGCAGUGACGGAGAAAGGGACGGUCGCCGUGGGAAACUGCACAGGCAGAGCAGUGUGGUGUGCAGUCGGGUCCAUACACUGAACACCAUCAGCUACGUGGACAACGGUAAAGAAAUCAAACGUCUGAAGCCAAAGAGAGCUGCUUCCUUCUUCACCAGGCAGGCACAACCACCCACAUAUUCUGCAGUACAGGUGGAAGAGAGUUUGGAGCAAGGGUGAGCCUCCAUCUCCGGUAUAGGCACUGCUCUAUGCUAACUGGAGACCAAAACUGAACAUGCACAUUGAGAUUGAGAGAGAGAAAAAGAUAUGCAAGGAGUUGGAGAGUUUAUCUUGUUGUUUGUGAAAAUACAAUGGACCAAGAGUGGGAUUUAAGUGUGAAUAAAUAUUUAUGCAUAAUUGUUGUGUAUAUGAAGUUACAUGAGAAUAUUGGCAUUCUUUAGGUGCUGCAAAGUGACGUUGAGUGUCGUUGCUUCACAGGUCAAGUUGAACCGGCUACCUAUUGGUAGAAGUUGUAGUUUAAUAUGAAACUGUUGAGUAGUGGUAACAUUCACAGUAGCACCACCUUGUAUCUUUACCCUUGUGAUAGGGGACCUUUAUUACUGUUCUCCCUCAGAUGGAAUGUAUGUACUAUGACUACAUACAGUAUCAUCCAUUGAGAUGUAUGCAACACUCUUGGAAACCAAACAACACAGGGCAUUGUAUUGUCUAACAGGAGGGCGAUAUUGAAGGCUCUGCAACUAUAUCUUGUUCAAACCUCAGUCUUUGUUCCAAAACAAACAUUUAUCUUGUGGUAGUCUAUGCUGCUCUGUGCUAAACACUCAGUCUCUCAUGGUCAUCAUGGACUGUAUCUGCGUCCUCCUCCCAGAAAUGACAAGGUCAACCAUUCUCCAUAUUCCAGACUGCACCCUUAUCCAAGUGGUUUCAGAUUCCAUGUUUUGUUAUUGUUAUAUUGUACAACAUGCAAGAGCAGCUUGACUUAGGAGCUGUCCAUUCAAGAAGAGUUUCCUGAUGACACUUCUCCUGCUGGCCUCUCCUCAGUGUGUCAGUAUGAGAGGAGCGAUUCUACUGUAUAUCUUUGUAUGAACACUAAAUUGCAUCAAACUGAAGAAUGUGGUUUCCACUGUUAGAACUGAUAUUGUCAAUUAUGCAAAUGGAAUCAAAAAACAAAAUGGUCGAAUUCAUUGUUCCUAAGUCAAGCUAUGUAUUCAUGUUGUAUUAUUUUAAAACGAUUGUAGUGUACUCACUUGCUUUAUGUGCACGUGACUCAAUAUCUUAAGACUGCACUGUUUAUAUCUGAAAUACUGUAGCGUUUUUACAUUUGGUAAUUAUUUUGUAUUAUUAUUAUUGGAGUAAUACCUUAUCUUUUGACUCUCAUACACCUAUCUCUGUCUUUCUCACACAAAUUAGACAAUAGGUCAUUUGAAACCUUAUUAUUUUUCAAUGCAGUUGCUGUAUAAAAAGACCAAGUGCCUUUUGUUUCAGUAAUAAUUUGGCCAUUGAGACUAACCUGGUAUUUAUGUGGGCUUGUUUGUCUGUUAAACAUGAUCAGCAGAAUGUUGCUGUAUUCAUUUUAUCUGCUCUGGUUGCUAUACAUUUACACAACUUCUUGUUGUGUGUACACAUUGAGACUGUCAAAUAUAUCAAACCCUUUAACUUCA
This is a messenger RNA of Coregonus clupeaformis (lake whitefish), 3001 nucleotides long. RefSeq names its product FERM domain-containing protein 8. The coding region runs from base 162 to 1562 and encodes 466 amino acids. The transcript is spliced from 11 exons. Gene Ontology annotation, cellular component: cytoskeleton; plasma membrane. Gene Ontology annotation, biological process: negative regulation of canonical Wnt signaling pathway. Lineage: Eukaryota; Metazoa; Chordata; Actinopteri; Salmoniformes; Salmonidae. The record is from RefSeq and is a predicted model, not a curated record.